AACCCACGUCUUGAGUCGCGCGUGCGUAGUGCGGCUCUGCAGGCUUCUCUUUUGCCGGAUAGUGAACUCCGUGUCCCGUUCCUACUCUACUAUAUACUCGCAGACACCGACGUGGCCGCCGCCGCCAUCAACACCAGGGCGUGCUGGCCAUUGGCCUGCAAGAAGGAAACAGCCUCCAGGAGGAGAUUGACCACCUCGUAACAGGGGGGGUCCUUCUAGAGGCAGAGGAAGCGCAAAGCCUGCGACGUCUGCAACAGGGCCUCCGCAGGGACGUAGGAGGGUGGAUUAUUGGAGUAGAGGAAGCCCACCACCUCCUCCAGCGGCUCAAUACUAUCAUGGCCAGGAUGCCGAGCCCUCCUCCCCCUGCGGAGAUGACCACCGGCCCUGUUGCAGAGUCAUGGUGCUACACUCAGAUCAAAGUCGUGAAGUUCUCUUAUAUGUGGACCAUCAAUAACUUCAGCUUUUGCCGUGAAGAAAUGGGAGAAGUUAUAAAGAGCUCAACCUUUUCAUCCGGAGCCAAUGACAAACUAAAAUGGUGCCUUCGCGUGAACCCUAAGGGGCUUGAUGAAGAAAGUAAAGAUUACUUGUCUCUCUACCUGCUGCUGGUUAGCUGCCCAAAGAGUGAGGUGCGAGCUAAAUUCAAGUUUUCUAUUCUCAAUGCCAAAGGCGAAGAAACCAAAGCCAUGGAGAGUCAGCGCGCCUAUCGCUUUGUACAGGGGAAGGACUGGGGCUUCAAAAAAUUCAUCCGUAGGGACUUCCUGCUCGAUGAGGCCAACGGCUUACUUCCCGAUGACAAACUGACACUGUUUUGUGAGGUCAGCGUGGUUCAGGAUUCCGUUAACAUCUCUGGCCAGAACACCAUGAAUAUGGUCAAAGUUCCUGAAUGCCGCCUGGCCGACGAACUCGGAGGACUAUGGGAAAACUCCCGUUUCACCGACUGCUGCCUCUGCGUGGCUGGUCAAGAGUUUAAAGCGCACAAAGCCAUUCUGGCAGCCCGAUCACCUGUGUUUGGCGCUAUGUUUGAACAUGAGAUGGAAGAGAGUAAAAAAAACCGCGUCGAGAUAAAAGACGUGGAGCCUGAUGUGUUCAAAGAAAUGAUGUGCUUCAUCUACACCGGCAAAGCACCUAAUCUGGACAAGAUGGCGGAUGACUUAUUGGCGGCUGCCGAUAAGUAUGCCCUGGAACGCCUGAAAGUGAUGUGUGAGGAAGCUCUCUGCAGCAACCUAUCUGUGGAGAACGCAGCAGAGAUCCUGAUCCUGGCUGAUUUACACAGCGCUGACCAGCUGAAGACCCAAGCUGUGGACUUUAUCAACUACCAUGCAUCUGACGUUAUGGAGACAGCUGGGUGGAAGUCUAUGGUUGUUUCCCAUCCACAUCUGGUAGCAGAAGCAUACCGCUCCCUGGCUUCAGCCCAGUGUCCUUUUCUGGGCCCUCCACGCAAACGUCUGAAGCAAUCCUAAGAAGUUCCUGCAGGGCCUUCCAUCUUUCUCCUGAAGUUGAUCAUUAUUCUUCAUCCCACCGUAAGAGACAUCUGGUGGUCAUUGUAGAAGGAAUUGGAGAGUAAACGUGCAGUUGGCGCUACCAUUACAUCUUGUGCUGCCACCUAUGUUUCACCUUAAGUACGGAUGGACUUCUUCCUUCUAUAUCGGAGAAAAGUUGGAAUACAAGACCUCCUGCAGAACUAUGGAUUUUAUGGACAUAUUUCCUGACUUAGACUUACCUAAUCACAACUGGUAGCAA
This is a messenger RNA of Spea bombifrons (plains spadefoot toad), 1740 nucleotides long. It is a transcript of the gene SPOP, whose product is annotated as speckle type BTB/POZ protein. Lineage: Eukaryota; Metazoa; Chordata; Amphibia; Anura; Pelobatidae. The coding region runs from base 336 to 1460 and encodes 374 amino acids. Gene Ontology annotation, molecular function: ubiquitin protein ligase binding. The transcript has 13 exons. The record is from RefSeq and is a predicted model, not a curated record. Gene Ontology annotation, biological process: regulation of proteolysis; proteasome-mediated ubiquitin-dependent protein catabolic process. Gene Ontology annotation, cellular component: cytoplasm; nucleus.